This is a messenger RNA of Mesorhabditis spiculigera, 993 nucleotides long. Lineage: Eukaryota; Metazoa; Nematoda; Chromadorea; Rhabditida; Rhabditidae. The record is from the annotation of a GenBank genome assembly.
AUGGCUUCUAGAAGUGAGGUGCCGGAUAGUGUGCGGCUGGUCUUGCCGAUGACCUCCUCCUCCGAUGAAUGGGACGUGGAGCUGAGCCCCGGGCGGAUUACGACUAAUAUUGUGGCACUUUAUGGGUUCGGCGCCCUAGUCCUGGUGCUGCCCUACUUCGUGGGCCCGUUCCAGCGCGGUUUCUGGUGUGAUGACGAGACGAUCCGCUACGAGUUCAAGCAGAACACCGUGUCCGCUUCAGCCCUUUUCGGUUUUGCCAUUGUCGUGGCGCUGGCUACGACCUUCUGGGGUGAGUUUGUCGUCCAGUCGUGGAUUGAGAAGCGCCGAAAAAGGUAUCGCCUCCGUAAUCGAUCCAUCCACUCGCUACUCGUCCAUAUUCUACGCGAAUUCGGCUACUCCCAGCUUGGAUUUAUCACUGUAUUAUGUCUCAUGCAGAGCACCAAAUUCUUGAUCGGACGCUUGAGGCCGCAUUUCCUGGCCGUGUGCGAGAUUGAGAACCUGGAGCAACUUUGCGAUAAGGACCACAAAUUCAUUCCGGUCGGCCAGUACAAGUGCUCGGCUACGAGUACGAAGGCUGUCCACGAGGCGCGACUCUCCUUCUUCUCUGGCCACUCGGCCAUCUCGGUCUAUGCCGCGUUUUAUGCGAUCCUCUACCUCCAAGCCAAACUCGGCCGCUACGAGCCGACGAAGAUCUUUGUCAGCCUGGCGCAGACGAUGCUAAUGUGCAUUUCACUCGCGAUCUGCUACACUCGAAUCACGGACAAUUGGCAUCACUGGAGUGACGUGUUGGUCGGCAUUUUUGUCGGCAUGGGAGUGGCUAUUUGGACGGCCGUCUUCUGGGCUCGCCUCUUCUCCGACGACACCACCGUCCCGCCGGCCCUUCCGGUCUAUAAAGCCCAGGAAAGACCGAUGAGACCAAAUGAUUCCGGAAACACUUCUGGCAUCGACUCGAUGCAUGAUGACAGCCCCCGACAACCCGGCCAACUACGCCUU